UUAAUAGAUAUGGCGACAUGUAUUCUUCAUAUUUUUUAUUUGUCCCACAAAACUUUUGUCAGUCUGAAAUGCACUAUUCCCCCUUGAUUUUAUCGGCUGCUCGACGUCAAACGGGUAGCUACUACCGGAAGAAUAUGGAUUUAAACUUUAUAUACGAAGUUUGAAUAUAUACAUACUGAAAAUUUUCUGCAUGUGGGGAUUUCUAUGUUGUCAACCUACGGUAAUUUAAAAGGAAUGCCUCAUAUCGACUUCAUUUUUGGUUUGCUAUACCCGAUUAAAUAAGUUAGUCUUAAUAUGGGUGAGCAACUUGACUUCUACAAGUUGUCGUAUUUGUGGAAAGGAUGUGAUCAUCUGAUGGGGUUCAAAGAGUUUGUAGACAUACGACGAACCGUCUUACUAACGUGGAUGGAGAUAGAAAGCAGAGACUAUGUAUUAGAUAGAAAAGCCAUUGGCAGUUUAGGAGAGAACGUUGGAUAUAGCAGCGGGACAAAUGAUGAACUUGCGAUAUUGAGGAAGACCUGUGUUUUGUCAGAAGAAUCUCUAUGGAACCCAUCACUCUCAAGCAUAUCAUUGCUACUAGCAGAGUACGUCGAACCAGGCUAUUGUUUGCUAAAAUAUAUAUCUGGUCCUGUGUUUUCAGAGGAUCUAUACGACGCCAUCAGCGACUCUGGGGUGUAUUUCUCAAGCUACAAAGUUAUUAGAAAAUUUUUAGAUUUAACACCAACAAAUGCCAGAUCAGAGGGACCCUUUAUCGUAGUCAAUGGCCAAAGAAUCACUGGUGCUCUCCCUGUCCAUGGCUGGCCUCGAGUUGCCAAGGAAUGGAUCAAAAGACACAAGAAACGAUGCUGGCCAGGACCGGAAACGCUGGAUAAAGUUAUACGUGAUGGAUGCCAUUGUGUCCCUGUUGGUGCACCAGAAUCUGCCACAAAACACCUCGAAUGGCAGUUGUGUUUUUCCGUUGCUGAAUGCACCUUAGUACACUCCAUGGAUCAUAGUUUUUUUAAGCUCUACCAGGUCUUGAAAAUUCUUAUCCACGAACGAAUCAACAACAUGGAAGAUUGCGGAAAGAUUGUGUCUUCGUACAUGAUUAAAACUUUAAUGUUUUGGAUGUGCGAGAACAAAUUACCAAACUUCAUUUGCGCUGGGAAUUUAAAAGGAAUCAUUGGGGAAUGUUUAACACAGCUUGAAGAGUGGAUUAGGGAAAAUUUUAUUCCUCACUAUUUCAUCCCAGAACGUAACCUCUUUGAAAGAAAUUUCAGACCAUUAGAGAGAGCAAAAGUUCUUGAAAGAUUAUCAAUCCUGAAAAGCGACGUUUUAAAGGAGUUAUUAAGGUGUCCAUUUUUUAAAGCAGUGGAGACAGGGGUCAGUGCCGAACCGCCCAAAUCUGUUGAUUCUCUUAAUGUUACAUCAGAUGAUAUGAAGACACGAUGCGAUUUUUUUUUCUUUGAAUGUAUAGGAGAUACAUAUUGCAAUGGAAUACGUUGGACUGAAGCAAUACGUAUUCUUCAAAACUUUGAAAAUGCAUUUGCUUAUGAUUCUCAAAGUGAUCUUCAACUCAGUACGUCGAAGCAAAUGUACUUUAAGGUAGCAAAUGCGGCUGGUAAAAUUGCUUAUCGAGUCAUGAAAAAUUCAUUCUCAAAUAAACGGAAAUACGAAUUGCUUCAUCUCUCCGAGACAUUUCUCAAAAUCGGAUGUUCAGCAGAUGUAACCAGCGGAAAAAUUUCACUGGCUUCUUUAUAUUUUUGUCUUGAGAAAAGUGAAAAAUGCCUCAAUGUUACAAACGCGGUUUUGCGUGAUAUUUUGCCUUCCACCGUGUACGUACGAGGGUUCGCAAAUGUGUCAUACAAUUCUAGUCGCCGUAACCAUUAUCAAGAAUUGGCUUCUUCAGAGCAUAACUCGUUGUCUCAGAAAAUGAAGCGCUAUUGCCUGACCGACAUUGAAAUUAUCCAAUCAACCUCUCUGUGGCCGGCUGUCAUUGACUUAGAGAUUGAAACAUUCCCUCGUGAAACAAGACUGAUCAAGAUGCCAGCUUUGGUUUAUUUGUACCUCCUGAGGUUUUUAUGCUUUGAAAUCCAGGGAGAUGAAAUCCUCAAAAUGGAAGCGUUGUCUGAAUUGUCUGCAAUAGCGUAUGAUGACGAACACAAUGACGGAUCGUUUCUGGCCUAUGAUGUCAUUGGUAUUUGUCACGAAAGGGUUGGCAAUUAUUCACAGGCUGUAGAAAUGUUCGGCAAAGCCUCUAAGGAAGCCAAAAUGCUUGACUGGAUAAACGAAAAUAUGAAUCCUGGACUGUUACGUAUAGGAAUUGUUCUUAAUAAAAGAUUUAGAGAAAUGAGACAAAGAAAUUACCUUUAAAGUUUAAAUCUUUUCAUCAAAUAACAUUAUUAUAUAAUAAAUCAAUUCAUAUUAUAAAAUUAACAUUCCUACAUAUGCAGUAUUUAUAACAUAUUUUUAAAGAACUUGUACCUCUAUUAUUUUGAUUCAUUUUUUAAAUUAAAAAGUUGUUAUAAUGUCAAAUAUUAUGUACACUGCAGAUAGACCUGUAAACUUAUUAUAUACAUUUAUCACUGUUGAAAAUUGAAACAGCUACACCGUUGUACAAAAUAGUAUCAUGUUGUUGAGUGGAUUUUCUAACAGAAUGGAUUGAUACUUUUGGUUUUUUCAUUGUUUGUUCCUUUCCCGUUUUAUUUUUUCAAAAUUUUGAAUUUUAAAAAGUUUCAAACAAUUGGGAUUUCCUAUAAACCAUAUGCAUAAUAAUGAUAACGGAGUAAUUGUAUGCAUACACCUACUAACUAUCCACGAAGCCAGGUACAAAAAAAGAAUUAAAAAAGUAAUAUACAA
This is a messenger RNA of Magallana angulata, 2838 nucleotides long. RefSeq lists its product as uncharacterized. The coding region runs from base 295 to 2352 and encodes 685 amino acids. The transcript has 2 exons. The record is from RefSeq and is a predicted model, not a curated record. NCBI's taxonomy places the organism in Eukaryota, Metazoa, Mollusca, Bivalvia, Ostreida, Ostreidae.